CACGGUGGGCCCUGACCUAAUCCGUGAAGGUGUUUUGUCUGCCGCCGCCAUGUCGCUGGGGCCUGAACCUCGCUCCAUGUUUAUUCCAACACAGGCGUCUUGCCCGUGAACCUGACGUCGACGUCUCAAGUUUGCCUUCUUCAGGGAGAUGAGUCAGGUUGUCUCCAUGGACGCUGAAAGAGGACGCGGCGGUAAAGUCAGCGGACAAUCCGAACUCCACCUGUCCAGCUCCAUGGAACUAUUAGAGAAACAAACCUCCCUCCAGAUAAGACAGUCAAGACAGUCUAACGAGAGACUUAUCCAAGUGUACAGGGACAACAACAACAUACUCCAGAAGCAGUGGUCACAGGGACUGGCUACACAGCCCAAUUACAGCAACAGAGACUCUGGCAAUGGCUCACAACCAAAAUUCACCAUGCAAGACGUGAACGCAACUACUGUAGGAAGACUAAACGAUCAGGAAAAGUCUGUCACCAGCAAGGUGUUUCAUGGCUUUGUUGAGGAUGGGCAGUCUGUAGCGAAACGCACUGCGGGCCGGCGUAACCGAUGGAAGGACGGCUGGGUAGAACCGCUUGACGACAUCAGCAGAUCUAGAGAAGCAGCUCCCACCCUGCGUCUGCAGCCGAUUGGUAUAGAGUUACAGUCAAAACCAGUGGCAACGGCAGGAGAGCGUACAAGCCAGAGCAGUGACGCUAACACCAGCCGGAGUAGUGAAUAA
This is a messenger RNA of Branchiostoma floridae (Florida lancelet), 718 nucleotides long. RefSeq lists its product as uncharacterized. NCBI's taxonomy places the organism in Eukaryota, Metazoa, Chordata, Leptocardii, Amphioxiformes, Branchiostomatidae. The transcript has 5 exons. Bases 149 to 718 code for a protein of 189 amino acids. The record is from RefSeq and is a predicted model, not a curated record.